Messenger RNA from Moneuplotes crassus, 630 nucleotides. The record is from the annotation of a GenBank genome assembly. Lineage: Eukaryota; Ciliophora; Spirotrichea; Euplotida; Euplotidae.
UGAGCUCAUAAUAAAUAAUAUUAGUUUCAUCAGUAAGAAAAUAGCAAUGGGAUGAUCAGGAUCUAAAGGAAAGCCAAGUGAGAAUAGGAAUCCAGCACAUGUGAAAACUCUAAAUCUUAGAAAGCAGAAUACUCUUCUAAAUGCUCCACCUCCAAUAAACAAAGGAGCUCAUUACCCUCAAGCUAAAGGAAUUCCUCCUCCACCUCCUGCUUACAAAAGUAGUAACGAUCCAGGAACAUCAUACAACGUGAGCAAGCCAGUUAUGGCUCAAAAUGCUCCAGGAGGAGCUUCCACAAAUGCUUCUAAAUUCGCUUCUGGUGGCAAGGCACCACCAGUAAAUCAUAACGAAGGAAACCAAGUUGAUUAUGACCAAGCUGCAGAAAAUGCUAAUCAGAUGGUAGUCCCAACCAACUAUCUAUCUCAGCCAUACGAUUAUAGAGGUGACAAUAGCUUUGAAGAUUCAGCCGAACCAUCAUCUGCUGAAAGCAGCUCAGAAGAUGAUGCUUCCGAAAACUCAUCAGACGAAUCAUAUGGAGCAUCCUCUGACGAUGAAAGUGACGAAAGUGACUCGGCUUAAUUUAUAUAAUAAACAGAUAUGCUCCUUAGCAAUUUCUUCCUUUGGUACUAAAC